This is a messenger RNA of Sus scrofa (pig), 2289 nucleotides long. RefSeq names its product chromosome 16 C5orf34 homolog (gene C16H5orf34). The record is from RefSeq and is a predicted model, not a curated record. Lineage: Eukaryota; Metazoa; Chordata; Mammalia; Artiodactyla; Suidae.
UGUCAGAUUCAAAAACUAUUACUCGAGAAGCAGGCGUGGGCCGGCGCCGACGCCGACUUCGAGCAUUUUGGCAAAGUAAAGCGCUAGGGCCGUUGAUUGUCCUUGUUUCCAGGAUUGUUCGGUUCAGAGCUCCUUUCUCUUCUUUGCCUAGGAAGGACAUUUUAUCCAUAGUCACAGUAAUGGCAGCUGAAGUACAAAUGGUACUUUACGAAGAUGAUUCAGUGCAAGUACAAUACGUUGAUGGUUCCAGAUUGCAGCUUUCACCCUGUGGUUCUGAAUUUUUAUUUGAAAAGGCACCACCUAUUUCAGCACAUCCUUUAGAACAACCAGAAAGAAUUCGCCAAAGGACACACUUUGUAAUCAGCACUUACCGAGAGCAGCUACAGCGAGCCCUAGAUUUUAGAAAUUCUUUUGCUACUUGCCCUUUUUUAUCUGCAAACAUCAUACCUUCUGAAAGAAAAAAGCGUAUCUUCAUUGACAUCACAGAAGUGAGAUGGCCGGGUCUUGAUACUGAUGACAGCAUGAUAUGUAUGCAGAGUGGCACUGUGAAAGUAUCAUCCUUAGAUGGUCACGCAUACCUUUGCCUGCCCAAAUCUCAGCAUGAAUUUACAGUACAUUUUUUGUGUAAAGUAAGCCAGAAGCCAGACUCACUUGUAAUACUGUCAGAAAAAAAUAAUCAAGCCCGAAAGGACAAACUAGUUGAAAAAGCUGGCAAAAUCUAUACAUAUGGAAGUUUAUCAGGACAGAGACUGAAGAAUAAAGAAAAUGAACUUUAUUAUGAGAUCAUGAAAUCCAGAGAUCCUUUAGAGAAGAAGAGUUGUAUAAAUGGAACUGAAGGGAGGGAGGAGCUGGCUUCACCUGUUACAAAACACACACCCAUCUACACAUGGGUAAAGCAGUGCUGCUCUGUGGACUCUUGUCCAGAGGAAUGGAAAUACCCUUUGUUUUUAGCACUUUGUUUUCAGAAUAAAAUCAGCAGUAUGUCUGGAAUUGAUGCACAUGUCACCCAGGAGAGAAUUUUAACUUCUGAGAUUUCCAAGGAAGGAGGAAGAGAAGUUUCUGUUCUUCCCACCCUGUUACUGAGCUGCCCUGUCCCACACCUGCACAGGUGGAAUUUUUGUGAUUCACUUUCACAGAGACAGUUUGGUGAAGAAUAUUCCUAUCCUGAAUUAGUAAAAGUGGUUUGGUACAAAGGUACUAUCUAUAGACUUAACCAUAAAAAUAUGAACUCAAUAGAGAUUUAUCCGGGAGAUGGAUCUGUUUUCAAAUCAGAAGGAGCUUAUUUAGGGAACUAUUUUACAUAUUAUUCUAUUCAAGAAGGAUCAGAAGAGAGACAAGAGAAAACAUAUUCAGUAAAUAACCUUCCUCCAGAUAGACCAGGAAGAAUGUUCUCUGUGUGUUCUCUAAUGGAACAGGCAACCAGAAUUCUUCAACAUUGUGCCAAGACGAGGCUUUCUUUAAGCCAUAACUAUCGUAUAUGCUGCUGGAAAAUGGUUCCUGGGAUAAAUGAUAGCAAUAUACUGCCUUUGCUUUUGAGAGAAUCGGUCAUACCCACUGUGGGAAGGUUUCUUGCAUACUCUGAUGACAAAGUACAUGCUAUCUUUUUAGAUGGCAUUACUCUAACCCUGAAUUGGAAUUUCAGCACUUUUAUUCAAAAGAGACAGGUAAAUCGGGGUCUCAACUUAGGUUGGUGUAAGUUAACUUUUCCUGAUGGACAAGAUAAGUUAAUUCAGAUUCAACACCCUGGACCAUAUGAAAGAUAUGUGGCAACAGUAAUAUCAUGGUGCAGAAGACUGACCCAGACUAGUCAGAAGGAGAUACCCAGGCAUCCUUCAUCUUCUUUUCCUGAAGAAAACUGGUCUGUGGCUUCUGAACUUGAAAAGAUACAGAAGUUUAACUUGUUACUGGAGAAUAGUGGUGUCCUAAACCAUAUUUCUAACAAGAAAAAUGAACAGUCUUCAGAUCAUUAUAAACCCAAAUCUUCAGAACUCUUGCUAAAAGAAGUUAAUGAAAACAGUGUAUCAGUGGCAUUGAGAAAAACCUCUGAAAUCCUUCAGGAUAUUGACUCUCUUCUAUCAAACUCCAAAAGGUAAAAAAUAUUAAACCUUGAGGAUGUUAUUUCAAGUGACUGAUAGAAAAUUACUAGAAAGCCAAAAACUGAUCUGUAUGACUUUUGUACAUUGAUUACUUAAUGAGAACUUGAACUUAAGGAGAGAUUUUACACUAACUUGUAAAUUUUAAAUGUAUAUUUAUAUUUUAUUAAUAAAGAACUAUUUAAAAUUUUUGAAC